Molecule: messenger RNA, 2147 nt
Organism: Alligator mississippiensis (American alligator)
Lineage: Eukaryota; Metazoa; Chordata; Crocodylia; Alligatoridae
Gene: UTP3
Product: UTP3 small subunit processome component
Exons: 1
Coding region: 223-1659 (478 amino acids)
Biological process (GO): maturation of SSU-rRNA from tricistronic rRNA transcript (SSU-rRNA, 5.8S rRNA, LSU-rRNA)
Cellular component (GO): small-subunit processome; nucleolus
Source: RefSeq, a predicted model, not a curated record
ACGGUAACCGGAAAUAGGGAGGGAGAUCUCGAGCGCACGCGGGUUGCGGCCGGAAGGGCUCCCUGGGUAUGCGACCCGGAGCCGGAAGUGGGCGGACGCUUAAGCAAGUAACACCGGGGCAGCUGAGUGUUGCCACGGGCUGUGCCACACGCCGCCGCGGAGCCGGAAGUGGGGUGUGAGCACACGUGGGCCAGGCCGGGCCCUUUGUUGCUCCGCUGCGGGAUGGGGAGGCCGCGCCGUGCCCCGGUGCGCCGGGAGCCCUCGAAGCCGGAGAGCGAUGGCGGGGAGGAGCCGGAGCCGCCGGCCACGGAGAUCUUCCCAGACGAGGUGGACGAUUUCCCCGAGCAGCAGCUGGCGACGGUGAUGGGCGCCCUGGAGAGCGAGGAGGAGGCGGAGAGCGAGGAGGAGGUGCUGGGGCUGCAGCUGCCGGAGGAGAGCAGCGAUGAUGAGGAGGAAAAAGAUGAAGAGGACGAGGGGGAGGGGGAUGAGGAGCUGUCCAUGCAGAGUGACUUGGAGGAGCCAGACCGGGGCUCCAGGCUGCCUCAUGAGCUCUCCUGGGGCCAGCGGAAGCAGCUCUACUACGACACGGACUAUGGGGCCGAUGCCCACUCCAAAGCCAAGCGGAGCCGUGAGGAGGUCGAGGCCGAGGAGGAGGAAGAGGAGCAGGAAGCUCAGGUCAUCCAGAAGCGGCUGGUGCAGAAUCUGGGUGAAGAUGACUAUGGACUGGAUCUGGUGCAAGGCUACAUAGCUGAGCAGCAGAAAGCCCAGGGGCAGGACAAGGGCCAGAAGAUCGCUAAGGACUUACAGAUGCUUUCCAAGAAAGAGCAGCUGAAGCUGCUGAGGCAGGAAUCGCCAGAGUUACUGCAGCUGAUUGGGGACUUUGAAGCUAAGUUAGCUGAGCUCAAAGACAAGCUGCAUCCACUCAUACAAAUGGUCAAAAAUGGGAUUAUCCCCCAGGGGAAAGGCAGCCACUAUCUGGAGACCAAGUAUCAUCUCUAUUUGAAUUAUUGUGCUAAUAUCAGCUUCUACCUGGUUUUAAAGUCAAAGAGGAUGCCAGUGCAUCGCCAUCCUGUUAUUGAAAGACUGGUUACUUACAGAAAUUUAAUCAAUGACUUGAGCAUUGUGGAUCAGAAGUUAUCAGCAGAAAUUGAGCUGCUCCUUAAAGAAUUCCCCAGUGAGAAGGAAAUUGCAGCGGGAAAGAAGGAACCCACGUUGCUGCUUCAGAGGACUGCUUGUAAAACUAAACCCAAAACUCUUCGUGAGACUUCUAAUGGUCAAGCUGCUGCAAAGGAACUAACGGAUGAUUCAGAUUUUGAUGAAGAGGCAGCCUUGAAAUAUUACAUGGAGAUGGAGGAGAAGGUAAAACUUAAGAGAAAGAAGAGGGAACGCCAAAAUACUAUAGAAGAACCUGUACUGGAAGAAGAAGAAGAUCCAAAUAAAAAGAGAGGUGUAACCUAUCAGAUGGUGAAGAAUAAAGGCCUUGCACCCAAAAGGAAGAAGGCUGAUCGUAACCCAAGAGUCAAGCAUCGUGAGAAAUUCCGUCGUGCUAAGAUUCGUCGGAAGGGUCAAGUCCGAGAGGUGCGGAGGGAGGAGCAGAGAUAUGGCGGUGAACUGUCUGGCAUACGUGCUGGAGUUAAGAAAAGCAGAAAGCUUCAGUGACAUCUUUGUUCUUAGGAGCUGAAGAUGUUGGAUGUGAACCCAAUAAAUAUAUUUUUUAAUAGAACGUUAUGUCUUUUAAUAUGUAAUGUAGACAGAUUACUGAUUUUUUUUUUUUAAUUUAUUUAUUUAUUUUUUUUAUUAAGCUCAUUUUUUGUUUAGGUGCUAGCACAGGGUUAACUAUCUCCAAAAAAUAGCCCAUAACAGUGGGCAUAUAUGUAUUGAGUUGGGAUACUUCACAGGAAUUUGGCAAGUGGGUGGGUCUUGGCAGUAUUUGCUUAAGGAUGAGCAGAGGAAUGAAAUGCUCACAACCACUAUGACCCUCUCUUAUUUAGCAUGUUCUGCUGGUCCAGCUGUUCUGAGCUACAGAGUUUGGUGCCUCUUGCUCAGCUCAUCUUCAUGUUCCUUCCUAUUCUUUGCUUCUUUGGAAAACUGGAAUGUAAUGUAAGAAUUUAAUUACAUGCACAAAUAAAUCACUAAGGAAAGCUUUA